This is a messenger RNA of Lates calcarifer (barramundi perch), 4512 nucleotides long. Its product is annotated as protein SOGA3. The transcript has 9 exons. Lineage: Eukaryota; Metazoa; Chordata; Actinopteri; Centropomidae. The record is from RefSeq and is a predicted model, not a curated record. Gene Ontology annotation, biological process: regulation of autophagy. The coding region runs from base 1025 to 3793 and encodes 922 amino acids.
UUAUGUAUUAAACUUAUUAUUGGCUUAAAGCCUCCACAGACAAAGGUAAGUCACAUAUAAUGUUUUCAAGUGUAUAUGCAAAUGUAGGUUCAAGACAAGGCCAUGAAAGAGUCUUAGGGUUAGGGUUUUAGGGUUGUUUCAAUUAUUAUACUUACACUGUAAAACACGAUCUCAAAGAUGCAUUCUUAACUUUGGAAAUGUUUCCUGAGCUUUCGGCCACAUCAUUGUUGUCAUGACAACCACACCAAUUGAAGUCUAUAUACUACCACAAGUUGUGGCUAAAAGCUCCAGUAACCAGCCUUUUUUUGUGGAUGGUAUAUUGUAUAAUCGUCUCAACUGAUUACAACAGCACAAGGGGAAUAUACCAAUAUAAUACAUUUGUAGGGACAAAGACAGCAGCCUGUUAUUAUCACCUCUAAAACAUUGUAAUGUUAAUGAUACUCUACAGAACAAAUAGUAUUCAGAAACUGUGUACCAUCCCUGAGUUCAACACAGUGCUUUAUUGUUAGGGUGUGUGGGGUUGUGGGGGUUGGACGGAGUUGCUUCCUGAUUUGACGUACAUCCCCACGUCAUAUGGCCCGUGCCCCUGCAGUGCCUGGUGGUGCCCUGUGUCAGCGACUCUUCAUCAUAGUGCUGCGGUAAGGAUUCAACUAUUGUGAGGAGCUCUCUGUGAAAAUGCAUUUAUCUGGACUUUUGAAAAUAAUUCUGUUGUAAGUCAGUGGGCUACAUCUUUAAUUGUAAUGGGCAAAACAAGUAGGCCUACAGUUCUCUUGUGAAGUUAGGCCACGGGUCAGGAUGAGCAGAUGGGCGCUUGGAGGAAUUUUUGGAGAAAAGCGACAUCUAGUGGUUAACCUGCCGAAAGCAUCCUCCUCCAAAUCGAAGUUUUCUGUCUAUUUGAAUGACUGAGCAUGAUAUAAAUCAACACAAGCCGUGUGAUUAAAAACGUCUGCACCUUCUACACAGACUACUUUUUUUCUUUCUUCUUGAGUCUACACGUUUUGAGUUCAUUUUAACGGAGCAGAGAAUGAAGCCGGCCGCCGGCGGCGCUGCAGAUCCUCCAUCAUCGUCAACAUCAUCAGCGGACAAUAACGCAGGGAGGAGGAGGCAGCACCGGGCUCCCUCGCCGGCAAGAGCCCAGGAAGGGGCAACGAAGCGAGCUCCAAGACACCCGGGCAGGUGCAGAUCUCCUCUCGCCGCAGGAAGGAGCAGAAACGCCGGGGUGAAGGAGAGCCUGAGGUCCGCCGACGGAAGGGAGAGGGAGCCCGAGAGCCGCGACGGGGCAGCUGUUCACGCUGAUGGUGCUGAAGCUGAUCUAGUCAGACCAAACAGGGCGGAUGCUGUCGGGGAAGAGCCGACAGAUUCGUCAACAUCGGCCCGUCGCUCCGCUUUGCGCUUACCCUGCUUGAAAGGCGACUCCAACCAGCGUUCGUCGUCCGGUAGAGUCUCCUCUUCCUCCUCCUCCUCGUCGUCUUCCUUUUCGGGGAAAACGAAAGAGAAGAAACCCGGAGAGCAGGGCAGCCACAGGGAGAGAGGAGGCGGGUCCGUGGGCUGCGGAGGAGCGGGCCUCGGUUUGGGUUUGUGGAGAGGAGGAUGCUUGCAGGCUGAACUGAUCCACUUCCAUCUGCAGAAGAGGCUGAAGAGAAGCGGCGCGAGGAUGCAAACUAAGGCGGUGGACGACGCGGGCGCAGAGGAGGCCGCGAGGGGAGAGAUGGAGCCGGCUGCAGAGGCGACAGAGGCGGGGUCCGUGACACAGCAGGACCAGGCCUUUCAAGACGAGAUGGAGAGACUGCUGGAGGAAAAUGAAGAUCUCAAGUGUGAGAUCGAAGAGAUGAGGACCGAGAUGGACGAGAUGAGGGACACUUUCUACGAGGAGGACACUUGUCAGCUGCAGGAGAUGAGGCGUGAGCUGGAGAGGGCCAAUAAAAACUGCCGGAUCCUGCAGUAUCGUCUGAGGAAGGCAGAGAGGAAGAGGCUGCGCUACGCCCAGACGGGAGAGAUCGAUGAGGAGCUGCUUAGGAGUCUGGAACAGGACCUGAAGGUGGCGAAGGACGUGUCUGUGAGGCUGCACCACGAGCUGGAAAAAGUGGAGGAGAAGCGUGCAAAGACAGAGGAGGAGAAUGAAAAACUCAGACAAAAACUCAUAGAGGUGGAAGUGACCAAACAAGCUCUGCAGAAUGAACUAGAUAAAACCAAAGAGUCUCAAAAGAGAAGAGGAAGCAAGGACAUCCAGAAGACAGACAAGAAAGCAGCACAGACUCUUACUGAGGAGGACAAUGAGGACCUUAAGUGCCAGUUAGCAUUCAUCAAAGAGGAGGCCGUGCUUAUGAGAAAGAAGACGGCCAAGAUUGACAAAGAGAAAGACCGACUAGAGCAGGAGCUGCAGAAAUACCGCUCCUUCUAUGGAGAGCUGGACAGCACCCAUCCUAAAGGAGAGGCAGGGGGGCCACCCACCACCCGAGAGUCAGAGCUGAAGCUGCGGCUCCGCCUGGUGGAGGAAGAGGCCAACAUCCUGGGGAGGAAGAUAGUUGAGUUGGAGGUUGAGAACCGAGGCCUGAGGGCCGAGCUCGAUGACCUUCGUGGUGAAGGCGAAGGAGCUGGAAGCUCUGGGUGCGGAGCGAUGGGCGGGCCGGGUGCAGGGCGGGGCCUGGGAGACGAUCUGACGGAGCUCCGGCAGCAGCUGCAGUUGGUGGAGGACGAGGCAGAGCUUCUAAGGAGGAACCUCGCUGAUGCUGAGGAUCAGAACAAGAGGGUGACGGCAGAGCUUAACAAGCUACGGUUCAAAGCAGGAACCCACGAGGGAGGCGCCAGACAUGGAGGAGGAGGAGUUGCAGGAGGUGCGGGGAUUGAUGGAGCAAAGGUGGAAGCUCUGCAGGAGGAGCUGAAGGCAGCGAGGCUACAGAUCAACGACCUAAGUGGAAAGGUAAUGCAGCUGCAGUACGAGAAUCGUGUGCUCCUCUCCAACAUGCAGCGUUAUGACCUGGCCUCCCAUCUCUCCCUGCGGCCCAGCCCACGUGACAGUGAUGCAGAGAGUGAUGCCGGCGGUGCAACGAGUGGCCGACGCGAAAGCGACGAAGACUCCAACUCCUCUCGCCUCCUCCCACCUCACCGCAAACGUGAGGGCCCAGUGGGCGGGGAAAGUGACUCAGACGAGGUCAGAAACAAUAACGGCAGCAGCCAUUGCCUGACGCCCACUAGGGGCCUCUACACCCCCACCGGGCCCGAGGGUGCCGCCUCCUCUGCCUUGGCCCGCUUCCUGCCCAGUGGCCGAUGCAGCCUGCGUGACAGGCAGCAAAUGAUUGACAUCCGCAUGGAAGCGGAGAGGCUCGUUCGGACCAUCGACAGGCUCAUCGCUGACACGGCCACCAUCAUCUCAGAGGCGAGGGUCUACGUUUCCAAUGGCGACCUGAUGCUUGGGAGAGGAGGGGAGGAGGGUGGAGAGGAUGAUGGGAGCAGGAUCAGGGAACAUGAGCUGCUGUAUCGCAUUAACGCCCAGAUGAAGGCCUUCAGAAAAGAGCUGCAGGCCUUUAUAGACAGACUGGAAGUGCCAGUGCUGGAGGACAGAGAGACAGAGGAGCCACUGUCGGUAACCAAAAACACAGAGAAAAGCUCAGCACUUUCCACGGCUGCACGCACAUUCAAGGAGCUGUGGCUGGAUUCAACACUGGAGUCUAUAUUACCCACAACACAUCACUGUCUGCAGUCCCUCAAGAAGGACGACACCUGCUGUACCAUCCUGCUGUCGUUGCCUCAAGGUAAAGUAAGGCUAAAGUUUGCUUUUAUCGCCACGUAUUAGGGAACACAACAGGUGGGGGAAUGAUGGUGAUGAUCCAGGGGCUUCAAACUGGAAGGAAUCCUGGUGAUCGUGUGGAGUGCCAAAUGUCAGAUCUUGUCCAGGGAAAAGGGGGCCCAGAAAUUCCCAGCAGGACCCCUGAUUAGAGCAAGGCAUUAGUAAUUGAUGGUGUGGCAGACAAACAGUAGCAACUGUCCUCAGACAUCACUGCAGGAGGAUGAGUCAAGAACACAGUCACAGGUUCACGUUACUCCAAGACAUUGUAUGAGAUUUCACACAUUUUGCUCUUUUGAGCACGUGGAACAUAAAAUAUGCAGAGCCUGUGUCAAUUGUAUAACCUGGUAUCAUUUUUCAAUAUAUGCCAUAAAAUACUGUGAAACAUUAAAAGCUAAGAGCACAUGAAGGUCACCACAAAUGACUGAAAAAUAAAAAGUGGCUCAGAAUAUUUUGCCAAACAUGCAAGGCAUUCACUGGCAGCCUCUUUUUCGUGACUAACUUCAAUAAAGAUAUUAUUGACUGUGACACAUUAUUACACACUGUGUCACCCACACCUAUUUGGCACCCCCUGGAAAAAUGAUUUGCAGCAGAGUUUGGUCACAAGACAAAAUCUGCCCAAGCAUCCUAAAGCAGAGUAGCAACAGAGAAGCCUAUUGGCUGAGAGAUUGGAGCAGCUGAAAUAGCUAUGUAAACACUUUCCCUCUCUCCGCGAGCCCCGGUAAUUA